AUGGUACCUCUAUUAUAUUUUAGGGAAAUAAUCGGGAACUAUGCUGAUGUGAUAUUUGCAAAUAGUGAUGAAGCUAGAGCCCUAUGUAAUUUUUCAUUGAAGGAAAGCCCUGCCUCUGCAACAAGAUAUCUAAGCCAUUUUGUCCCACUCGUGUCUGUAACCGAUGGUGCUCGUGGGUCCUACAUAGGAGUCCGAGGAGAAUCCGUAUACAUACCUCCAUCACCUUGUGUACCAAUAGACACGUGUGGAGCAGGAGACGCCUACGCAUCAGGUAUUUUAUACGGUUUAUUAAGAGGAGUAACAGAUAUGAAAGACAUGGGUGCAUUAGCAGCUAGGAUUGCAGCUGUUGUUGUUGGACAACAGGGUACUCGGCUUAGGGUUCAAGACGCUGUUCAAUUGUCCGAGUCAUUUUCUUUCCAUCUCCAAAACUCCACGAUUUGA
Spinacia oleracea (spinach) is the source of this 441-nucleotide messenger RNA. RefSeq lists its product as uncharacterized. The transcript has a single exon. Lineage: Eukaryota; Viridiplantae; Streptophyta; Magnoliopsida; Caryophyllales; Amaranthaceae. The record is from RefSeq and is a predicted model, not a curated record. Bases 1 to 441 code for a protein of 146 amino acids. Gene Ontology annotation, molecular function: kinase activity.